This is a messenger RNA of Diabrotica balteata, 549 nucleotides long. Lineage: Eukaryota; Metazoa; Arthropoda; Insecta; Coleoptera; Chrysomelidae. The record is from the annotation of a GenBank genome assembly.
AUGUUUCUUAAUAAUUUCGUAGUGUGCGCCAGAUAUAAGAAACUUCCAGCAGAAAUCCAACAACAAAUCGUCGACUGUAGUUUACCUUUUGGUAACUAUGGAUGUGCUGGUGGAUCGCUAAGAAAUACUUUAAGAUAUCUUGAAAAAGUUGGAGGCCUGAUGGCAUACACGGACUACCCAUAUAAGUCAAGGAAACAAAGAUGCGUGUACGAUAAGCACAAAGCAUUAGUAAACAUUACUUCUUGGGCUGUUUUACCAGCACGUGAUGAACGAGCUUUAGAAGUUGCUCUGGCUACAGUUGGACCAGUGGCUGCUUCUAUUAACGCCAGUCCUCACACAUUUCAACUUUAUCACAAUGGAAUUUAUGACGAUCCUUCGUGUUCUUCAGACCACGUCAACCAUGCUAUGCUGGUAGUAGGCUACACAAGAGACACGUGGAUUUUGAAGAAUUGGUGGGGCAAACAUUGGGGAGAAAAUGGUUAUAUGCGACUACGAAGACACAAAAAUCGGUGUGGGAUAUCAAAUUAUGCAGCUUAUGCUUUGGUUUGA